UGAGUCGAAAUGUCAAACUGAACCACUGAACCAGGUCUGAAAAUCUCACUUCAGUUUUUCAGAACUCAAGUGGUGAUGGGGAACACCGACAGUGUUGUAGCGCAGAAACGACUGGCUCGUUUUCGUCCCGAUGAGAGACCCGUUAUAGAGGGGACAUUUGACAGGCUUCAUGGAACUGGCUCCUCUGCUUCUUCAUCUGGAAAAACGGGGAAGGUUUUAUCCCUAGACAUGCUGAAGAUGACAAUGGGAAAGAUGGCCUCAGAAUCAAUGAUAAAGAGAGUAUUCCAUGGCAUACAUAGCAUUGAUCCAGAAGUGACACUGCCCCCUGGUGAUGGGAUAAGUCGUGAGCAGUUGGUUAUUUUCCUGGCAGAUAUUCUUAGAGGAACUGCAGAGGAACGUGCACCUUUGGUCUUGGCAAUGGCAGAGGGUGCAAAGGCUACUGCUACCACAGCUGAGCAGAUCAGAGGUUUUGUGGAAGACCUGGUUUCAGCGGCAGUGCAGACUCUAGUCCACAGGGGGCAUCUGCGAGGUUGGCAACCCGAUCGCAUGGCUGAUGGCCAUCAAGGGGUUAAACUGCUGUCAGAACAUUUGACCUCUGAAUUAAAAUCUUCAGAUCCGAGUACGUGUGACAUUCCAUGUCUGGAAGACUGGCUUUUCCGGAUCCCAGCAAUGGCCAUGUUUUUGGAGCUUCUGAUUGGUGAGGGGCUAGGAGUUGGGUUGCCCUCUCGUCCUCCCCCAACUCUCUUGCCCCCGUGUCGGUACGCUCCCUGGAGUGACCUCCGAUGUCUUUUGAAUCUACCUCUUCUAAUGUUCCUGUCCCCUCAGCUACCUGCGGGACACAGCGCCCCCUGGAGGUUGUUAUUCUCCACAGACAAACACGGGGAAAGCUUCACCCGAUUGGUGGGCAACUGUAAAAGUCGGGGUCCCACUGUCAUGUUGGUAAAAGACACUAAAGGCCAUAUCUUUGGCGGCUUCGCGUCUCAAAGCUGGGAGGUCAAACCUCAGUUCCAGGGCGAUUCCAGGUGCUUCCUCUUCUCCAUUUCUCCCUGUAUGCGAGUGUUCACCUGCACAGGCUAUAACAAUCAUUACAUGUACUUGAACCAGGGCCAGCAGACCAUGCCAAAUGGCUUGGGUAUGGGUGGUCAGCAUGGCUAUUUCGGCUUGUGGUUGGACUGCGAUUUUGGACACGGCCACAGCAGGGCUAGACCACGGUGCACUACAUACGGCAGUCCUCAGCUCUCAGGAGACGAGGAAUUUAAACUGGACACCGUGGAGAUGUGGGGCGUUGGGCAGACACCUGAAGAACAAGAACAGGAUGAGAAGAAGAAAAGCAUACUAGAUGCAGAUCCUGAAGUACAGGCCAUGAUGGAAAUGACAGGGAAGACCCUGCACAGCCAAGGCCUCCGAGAACCUGAGGAGGAUGAGGGACAGUGAGGAUGGAAAAAAAGACGAAGACAACAUGGAGAUCAAACCAGCAGUGUUUCUUUUCAGUGUUUGGUUUGGUUUGUGUUUUUACACUAAUAUGAAUGAUGAAGAAACCACACUGUUAAGAAUAUUAAGGUGUUAUUACACUGCAGUUUUUAUGUGGAUAUGCAAAAUCAAGGAGCUGGUUUCCUGCUUUCUGUGAAAUAUUAAAAUGUGCACACAAAGACGUUAUGAUGUUCUGCCUGACUACUGUUUAACACUGAGUAUUGACAAUGUGUGACUGAAUUCUACAUUUCUUAUCAAAUAUCUGGACAUUAUGUGGUUGCAUUUAGUCUUGACUGAUAAAUUUAGUGUCUGUAAA
This is a messenger RNA of Rhinichthys klamathensis goyatoka, 1786 nucleotides long. It is a transcript of the gene meak7, whose product is annotated as MTOR associated protein, eak-7 homolog. Gene Ontology annotation, biological process: TOR signaling. The transcript is spliced from 8 exons. NCBI's taxonomy places the organism in Eukaryota, Metazoa, Chordata, Actinopteri, Cypriniformes, Leuciscidae. The coding region runs from base 76 to 1434 and encodes 452 amino acids. The record is from RefSeq and is a predicted model, not a curated record.